UCUCCUUUCUUUUUCUCUUCUCUGAGACACAAAGCUCUACCUCCUUUCGACUUUCUUCUCCGGCGAUAUUCGGAAUCCCGGCGCCGUAUAUUGUACGGAGUUGAGAUUGAGAAAAUAUGGGAGCCGAAGGAGAUGGCGGCGGAUCAGGAUCGAAGCGGCGGGGCUGUUCGUGCACGAAAGACGAUUUUCUGCCAGAGGAGUCCUUCCAGAGCUGGGGGAAUUACGGGCGUGCGCUGAGAGAGACCGGGAUGCGCCUCCGAGAUCGGCUUGUGACGAGAUCGUUGGAAACGACGGAGCUUACGGAGGUGAGGGCACGAAGCGGACACGAGAUGAAGAAAAACCUUUCGUGGUGGGAUCUCAUCUGGUUCGGAAUCGGAGCUGUUAUCGGAGCAGGGAUCUUCGUUCUCACAGGACAAGAGGCUAAGGAAGCCGCUGGACCAGCGGUGGUCCUCUCAUUUAUUGUGUCAGGCGUUUCCGCCAUGCUCUCCGUCUUCUGCUACACUGAAUUUGCCGUCGAGAUUCCCGUAGCAGGGGGAUCAUUCGCUUACCUACGGGUGGAGCUGGGCGACUUCAUGGCUUUCAUCGCCGCCGGCAACAUCCUCCUCGAAUAUGUCAUCGGCGGCGCCGCCGUAGCCCUAGCCCGUUCAUGGACCUCUUACUUUGCCACAUUGCUCAACCACCACCCCAACGACUUCCGCAUCCACGCCACAUCCCUCUCCGCCGACUACUCCCGCCUCGACCCCAUCGCAUGUCUCGUAAUCGCCAUCAUCUGCAUCUUCGCCAUCAUCUCCACUAAAGGAACCUCCCGCUUCAACUACAUCGCCUCCAUCGUCCACCUCGCCAUCAUCCUCUUCAUCAUCAUCGCCGGCCUCACCAAGGCCAACAUCCACAACCUCACCCCUUUCACUCCGCUCGGCACCCGCGGCAUCUUCUCCGCCUCCGCCGUCCUCUUCUUCGCUUACGUCGGCUUCGAUGCAGUCUCCACCAUGGCAGAAGAAACUAAGAAUCCUGCCAAGGAUAUACCCAUCGGACUCGUCGGCGCUAUGUCGAUCACCACAGCGUGUUACUGCCUGCUUGCUCUGGUGCUUUGUUUGAUGCAGCCCUACACCGAAAUUGAUACUGAUGCCCCCUUCUCGGUGGCGUUCUCCACCGUGGGCAUGGACUGGGCUAAGUAUAUUGUAGCCUUCGGUGCGCUCAAGGGCAUGACCACCGUCCUCCUCGUCUCCGCCGUGGGUCAAGCUAGAUACCUAACGCACAUCGCUCGCACCCACAUGGUGCCUCCAUGGCUCGCCAACGUCCACCCACGCACCGGAACGCCCAUCAACGCCACCGUCGUCAUGCUCGUUGCCACCGCAGUCAUCGCCUUCUUCACCAACCUCAACAUCCUCUCCAACCUCCUCUCCAUCUCCACCCUCUUCAUCUUCAUGCUCGUCGCCGUCGCCCUUCUCGUCCGCCGCUACUACGUCUCCGGCGAGACCACCCCCGCCAACCGCAACAAGCUCAUCGCCUGCCUCUUCCUCAUACUCUCCUCAUCGGUCGCCACGGCUCUCUACUGGGCGUUGAGCGCUAAAGGUUGGGUUGGUUACUUUGUCACAAUGCCGGUGUGGUUUUUAUCCACUCUGGCCUUGCAGGUGACGGUGCCGGAGGCGAGGAAGCCGAAGUUGUGGGGAGUGCCGCUGGUGCCGUGGCUGCCGUCGGCGUCCAUUGCCAUAAACAUAUUUCUGUUGGGAUCCAUUGAUGGACUUUCGUUCGCGAGGUUUGGGGUCUGGACUGUGCUUCUGUUGAUCUAUUAUCUGUUUAUGGGGCUGCACGCUUCGUAUGACACUGCGAAGGCGUCGGAGAGGAGCAAGGAGGUGGCGAAGUUGGAAGAGGGGAAAGGUGUUGAGGCUACGGAGAUUCACCCGACGGGGGAAUGAUGGGUGACUGUAUUUGUGGGUUGGUAAGUAUAAUUAUUUAUCAAAUGCAUUAAGUAGUUCUUUAUAUAUAUUUUUAUUUCAAUUUAUAGAAAUGAAAAAAAAAAAUUGUACAGUGAGAAAGUUUGAUUGUGGUGUGUUCUGAUUUAGGUUUGGUAUACUCUUUAAGUGAUGUUUUUGUUGUGUUGGGUCAAAAAUGUCUUCAUG
Molecule: messenger RNA, 2120 nt
Organism: Phalaenopsis equestris
Lineage: Eukaryota; Viridiplantae; Streptophyta; Magnoliopsida; Asparagales; Orchidaceae
Product: cationic amino acid transporter 1
Exons: 4
Coding region: 117-1916 (599 amino acids)
Biological process (GO): transmembrane transport; amino acid transport
Cellular component (GO): plasma membrane
Molecular function (GO): L-lysine transmembrane transporter activity; L-glutamate transmembrane transporter activity
Source: RefSeq, a predicted model, not a curated record